Molecule: messenger RNA, 792 nt
Organism: Rubroshorea leprosula
Lineage: Eukaryota; Viridiplantae; Streptophyta; Magnoliopsida; Malvales; Dipterocarpaceae
Source: the annotation of a GenBank genome assembly
UGACUCCUUGUAUAAGGAAGAAGAUAAUUUAUUUCCAAAGAAGAUCAUCAUGAGAUAUACUGGCACUAAACAUCUUCCUAGUUAGCAAUGCAGCGUUCGUUUCCAACAUGUGAGGUUUUGUAUUUUAACAUCUUGAGAUUGUCUCAAUGGCUUAAUUUGUAUUCUGGUUAGUUGUAUUUUCCUCAUUUCCGGAAUACGAGAGAAGUUUUAUGGAAUUUUACUGACUAUUGCAGGGUAGCACAUCAAAAUGGAGAACAAGAAUGGAUUUGUGGACGUAUCUUGUUUCCUUCUUGUGGAAGAUAGUGGGGACUCUGAGGCAGAUUAUGAACCUGUUAUAGCCGGGGAUGAAGAUGGUGAUGAUGGUGAUGAAGGUGAUGAUGCUGAAUCUUGCUGCUAUAACGUCAGGGAGAUUCAGAUGGUUGAUGAUUUUGAUCAGGAAGCUGUUGAGUGGGUUGAUUAUCACCAAGAACUCAACAGUCGUGAUGAGCCGAGUUGGAGGAGCUGCAAGAUGUGGUGUAUAGAUGCAGCAGAGCAGGGAGAAGAGGGAGCCACGUUUGAUGUUAAUGGGCGGAGUAGAGAGGUGAUGGAUGGUAUGGAAGACAGGCUCUUCUGGGAAACUUGCAUGGCUGUUGGGUACCCUUGAGUUAAAUUUCUUUCAUGCGUGUGUGUGCUUUCUUUUUCAUUAUUGCUCUCUUUUUUUUAUAUAUAUAUAAUUACUUUUCAGAUAGAUAAGAUCAGCAAUAUCAUAAUAGAUUGAUGUAUAUAUAAUAAAAAGAAAAAUUUGUAUUUCAC